GAGGGUCAACAUUGAAGAUACCAGGGAGGAGGAUCAAGAAUAUAUAAAUGGCAUCUGCGAAGAACGAUAAGGUACGUAAUAAUGGCAGAAAGGGAAGUACGACAAAUAACACGCCCGGCGGCUUAACGAGAGCCCCAAGUCUCCCAUCGAAGCCACCUGUGAAGUUGAGUAAAGUGCCAACAACGACACCGGGACAUGCAUCAAAAGCUACAGGUAGUAGUACAAGUUUUACAAAUGCCACGCCGAUUGCUUCUACUCCCAGCUCGGCCUGGGCUUCAAUUGCAGCCAGGAAGUUGAAGAGUGACAAGCCAAAGGUUUCAGAAUCGGCAUCUUCCGCUACUGGGGUUGCGUCAGGGCACGUUGAUGAUUCGAUCCAAACAUCCAAACGGGACGAGCAGACUUUAGGAAAGCAUACCACCACCACUACCACUGUCACCAGUAAUAAUACCAAUCAUCAUCACCAUCAUCAUAACCAUCAUGGUCAUAAUCAUAAAAAGAAUCAUCAGCAGACUACUCCUGGUGAGAACAACGGGGAAUUUACUUCUGUGAACCAGUUCAACUCUAAGCAGAUUGAAGAGUUUCUAAAGGCACGCGCUGCAAAGUUCUCCGAUGUUCCAGUGUUCAAGCAAAGUGGGUCUGAUUGGUCGAAGAGUAGCAAUGGGAAAUCAAAGAAGGAGAAGGACGUUGUUCUCUUGGAGUUGGCAAAAGCCUUAAAGCACAGAUCUUGAUAGAAGCCAUGUUGAACGAGCUAAAGCACUACACCAGGAGGUGAUUACUCCACAAGGACGGAAAGCCUGGACUCACAACACCAGCAUAGACUUACGACCCCGUUGCUGUGUCGAGCCAGCUAUCUUCCUUUUAAGAGAACUUGCAUUGGAUUGGAUUGGGAAGAGGGCAAAGGGCGGGGUUCUCUAUUUUAUAUACAGUUACAACUAAUAGAAGAUGUUUAA
Molecule: messenger RNA, 950 nt
Organism: Williopsis jadinii
Lineage: Eukaryota; Fungi; Ascomycota; Saccharomycetes; Phaffomycetales; Wickerhamomycetaceae
Exons: 1
Coding region: 48-728 (226 amino acids)
Source: RefSeq, a predicted model, not a curated record